AAUACUUUGGUGCUGUAUGUUUACGCCGUUGAUGUAUAAUGUCCGAACAAAAAAGGGCUACCUUGACAUCAUUAGGUUCUACUAAGAAAGACAAGAAAACUAAAGAUUUACCGAAGACUGUGCGUUUUACUCUAACCCUCGCUGAAUCGAACGAAGAGGCAUGUCCUGAGUUCAACUACAGGGUUCUGCUGGGUUCUGCAGAGCGCAAGCGCAAGGCGACAGCGGCGGCGGCGGCAGCGGCGGCGGCGGCGGGGGCGCAGGGCGGCGAGCGAGACGGUGCAGCGCAGAACGGCCUGGACCCCUUUGCCUCAGACGACGAGGAUCGCCUUAAGGACCUCGCGCGCCAGUUCGAGGAGAAAUAUUAUGAUGAAAUCGUUCCUGAAGAGAUAACCACUGCACAUGGUGGUUUCUACAUCAACUGCGGCCAAUUAGAGUUCAAAGAAGUUGUUGGCUUGUCGGAUGGAGAUGAUGAUCGUGACCUGAAAGUUAAGAAAACCUUGAAGAAACCCAAGAUAAAGCGGACACCAUUACGGGGAACAAACUUGGAACAGCCAGAAUUACUGAGAAAACGCAAGUUUGUAUCUCAUGAACGUGAAUUUCUAAAAAAGAAGAAGAAGCUUGCUAUUGUAGAUUUGCGAAAGAAGGGUCAAACAGUGAAGGAUCUUCUGAGGGAAAAGCGUAGUCAUCUCUCAACUACAGAUUCCAGCAAAAACAUUUCAACAGUUGAUCCUGCACAAUCCCCUUCAACUUCACCUAUUAACUCUCCUGCUUCUGAAACAAAGAAAACUGCUGCCACACCAGAUUCACGGAAACCUGCCUCUGCAACUAGCAUAGUGGAUGCUAUAGAAUCUGUUGUUAAUGCUGCUGCUCGCUCUAAUGAUGACUCCAGCCAGGAUAGUUCAUCUUCUGUAUCAAAGACAGGUUCUGGUUCAAGUGCUUCAUCAGAUAAUAGUGAUGAUAGCCAAGAUGCUGCUCCUUCAUCAACCACCUUGACACCUGUGCAAACUCCAAAUUCUCUUUCAACUACUGAUGUAAAGUCAUCAUCUAUCACCUCUCUAGUUCCUCCUGCUCAACUUCCACCUGGAUUGCCCACUCCUGCCGCAUCACCUGCUUCUGUGGGGUCUCGUGGGGAUGAAACCCAUCUCCCAUCUGACCUGCCCUCUGAUCUGGUGGACUUGCUCACCACAUUGAAAAAGGCAGCUGAGUCUUCAGCAGAAGGCAAAUGCAAGUUUUUUUCUAAUGAUGUAAAUCAGACAUUACUCAGAGUGGAACAAAAAGCCCAGGCUCUGACAUGUUCUCGCAGACAACUAGUAUAUGGCCACUUGGCCUUGUAUCUUCCAUGUACAAAGGACACUCUCAUGAAACGAGCAAAGAAACUGAGGCUCAACAGUGAAGAGCUGAAAAUAAAGGAACCAAUGGCAAGGCUUGAGGCUGCUGUUAAUCAAAUGAUGCCAAUUGUAUUGGAGCAGUACACUCGACAGUAUCAAAAAGUGGUUGAAGAGAAGUGAGUAUGUAAAGAGGUUAGAGGUUUGGAAGAGGUUAGGGAAAACCAAGUGGGCAAACAGCUGGCCCAAAGCCACCCCAUAAUUGGCAGAAAGGAAGAAGACAUAAAAUUCUCAAUGAGGGGCAGAGGGGGCUUUAGCGUUUGGCCACUGGGGAACUGGCAAUCAGGGCAGUCUGACCUCUCUCUUUCACACAAAAGAAAAUUAUACAAAUGAAAUAAAGAAUUCAUAUGAAAAUAUUGCAGUUUCGUAUAUUCAAGUAUGGGUUAACAUGUGCAUGCUGCAUGUAGAAGUUAUGCAAAAGUUAUUGUUCUGAAAGUCAGACUGCAUAAUGUCCCCUGAGCCCAGUAUACAAUAGAUUAGGCCCUAGGAUAGAUGUGUUUAACUGCUCCAUGUGCCCACAGUUCAAUGCUGACUUUGUGUUCCUUUGUGUUUGCACAGCCCUCAAAUGUACUUGGAGCUGUGUAGGUACUACUGGUAAGCCCCACAAUUGUUCUUUGUUCUCAAGUGUGCGCGUGGUGGGGGUGGGCACUCUAUCUCUGUCUCUCUUUCUCUGUCUAAAUUUUCUUUCUCUCUGCCUUGUGGUGUCACGUGCUCGUAUGAGUGUGUGCUAGCGUGCAUUUGCUUUUCGCUUGCCACUGGGGCUUGGCGCAGAGGUGCUGGGCAGCUUUUGCUCUUGCGCUUGCGUUCAUGCAUUGGGCGAGCGGUUGUUUGCACUAAUAGGCUGACGUGUCUCAGGGUUGCUGUUGCUCAUUGGCUUUUGUUCUCCCUCCAGGAGUAAUGAUGAAGGACCUCCAUUGGAUGGAAAGGAAACCAAAACCCGCAUUCCACGUAAAACAUUUCCUUGGAAUGCAGAUACAAGGACACUUCUACAGCAAGUGGUGACUAUAAAGAGACAGUGUCUACUGCUUCAAAAACCUCGCAAAGAAUCUAAAGAAGAACUCCUGCGGGCAUUUUUGGAAAGCUCUGUGCUACCUUUGUGGCCUCCAGGUUGGAUGAAGAUAAACAUCCUCCUUCGUGAGUCUGGAUUGAGGCCAGGCGGUGGAGCACCCCGCAAUUACUCAGCAAAUAUUGUACCUAGCCCCAUCCCCACAGUUGUGGCCAGCCCUACUGCCACUACCCCUAGUGCCACCAUCACACCGUUACCAGGCCCAAAGGUGCGCAAAUCUGGUAUUCUGAAGAAGGCAUCCGCAUCCCCGUCAGCGUCGGCAUCGCCGUCGGCGCUGUCUACCCAGCCGCCACCUCCCGCGCCUGCUGCCUCUCCGCCCGCGGCACCGCGGGUGAAGACGGAGACAGCAGCCCCCUCUCCCCUGCACCCGCCUCCGCCACCCGCGUCACAGGGACGCCAGUCGCCGUACACGAACAGCGGCAGCCCGGGAGCCAGCGCCAGCGCCAGCGCGGGCGUGUGUGCCGGCCCCACGCCUAAGGCGCCAAAGAGCGUCAUCGAGCGGGUGCCUAGUGUGCCGGCCAAGGGGCUCGACCUGUCGAUAGGCGCUGCGACGCGCGCCGUGCUCUCCGGCAGCCCCACGAAGCUGAAGGGCGGCUCGGAAAUCAGUAUCAUCCCCAUGAGCGGCCCGGGGCGUCCGCCGCCUUUGACGCCGCCGCCCGUGCCCACAGGUCCUCCGUCGGCGCCGCCUGCCGCGCAGUCGGCAGCAGUGUCCGCCGCUGCGGGACUGCCGCUUAUUAACAUCCCCGACUGCAAUCAGUGUCACCCCCGCCACUUGCCCCCUCCGCGCCCGCGCCCGCGCCUGCGCCGUCGGCCGCCGCUCCGGCGCGUCCAUGAGUCUAAGCAACGCAUCCUCCUGACACGGAAAUCAGCGGACAGGCCCUCGCACGCAUACACCGCAGUCAGCCCUCCCGAAGACGAGGGUAUCGAGGUCAUCGAGAUUACCGAAGCCCCCGCCGCGACAUCGCGCCUUGCCCUGACACCCAAGGAAAAACCUCAGCUCCUCGACCCGACCCCGCGAUGCCCCCGUACCCCAUUCCAGCCACCUAUGCACCCUCCCACGUCGCACCCACCCAGCCCAAUCCAGCAAGCGCACUCGCACGCGCCCGCCGCGCAUGCGGAGACAGACGCCGCCACCACGCUGCUCACCCAGAUCAUCACGACUCGCUCUCCAACUACCCCAACUCUGGCACUCGAGCUCCGAAGCGUCAGCGUCAGCGCCAGCACCUGCGCCUGCGGGGCGGGGUGCGUCGUCUGCGAGAGACGCGCCGCCCCAAUCGGUUCACCAUCGCUCGUGAUCCAGCGACCGCGCGCGGCUCGCCCCCCAAGCAGCCCCUCCCAACGCCCCCGCCCCAUUCCCUGCGAGCGGAGCGCUCGGGCAGAAAACAUACGAGCGCCCGCAAGCGCCGACCGCCGAGUGUCAGUCAGCUAGAAGUGGACCGCUUAUGAAGGAACUCAUCGAGUUGCAGGCCAUAUAACGGAGAAGAAGGAGGCCCGGCGCCGCCCCCGCCGAGCCGCCCAAAUCUCUUCAGCCGUGUAGGGGUGCCGCUGCGCUCCACGGCGCGGUAGUCGACGCGCGGCGGUCGGGUGCGGCGGCGGCGCCUGGGCCGGAGCAGGCGCGGCGCUGACGACUGCGUCGCGCGAG
Molecule: messenger RNA, 4093 nt
Organism: Gryllus bimaculatus (two-spotted cricket)
Lineage: Eukaryota; Metazoa; Arthropoda; Insecta; Orthoptera; Gryllidae
Source: the annotation of a GenBank genome assembly